Messenger RNA from Micropterus salmoides (largemouth bass), 5822 nucleotides. RefSeq names its product relaxin family peptide receptor 3.2b (gene rxfp3.2b). The transcript has a single exon. NCBI's taxonomy places the organism in Eukaryota, Metazoa, Chordata, Actinopteri, Centrarchiformes, Centrarchidae. Gene Ontology annotation, cellular component: membrane. Bases 899 to 2101 code for a protein of 400 amino acids. Gene Ontology annotation, molecular function: G protein-coupled receptor activity. The record is from RefSeq and is a predicted model, not a curated record. Gene Ontology annotation, biological process: immune response; G protein-coupled receptor signaling pathway.
GGGAUAGAAAGGCUAAUUUCUCCUUUUGUCCAUUUAUUUCAAGUAGAUACACAUUAAUAGCUAGAAUAUUCUAAAACUAAAAAUAUAAGAUUAAAAAAACAAAAGCUGAAAAUAUUUGGAAAUAUGUAUAGGAUCAUUUACAAUGUUCAAAAAGUGCAAUAUUCAUUAUUGUUGUUGUCAUUGGCAGUAACAUAUUUAUUUUCAAUGUGUUCCUUUAAGCAGAGCGGUUUAUAUCCGUGGUGUAUUUAAGGUUCGCUCCUGACCCCAUUUUCUUUCUCCUUUCAAAUGUUAGAACAGCCAGGGGAAGCAGAUAACCUAUAGGCUACAAGGACUGUCAAGGGUUUUAGCCUAAUGCAAUAUGCUCAUCCAGAGAGGUUGCUCUCUGUUUAAAAACAGCACACAAGACUGUUCAUGUACAGUUGGAAUUCAGCAGAGUCGUCCUCUCACCACCUUCGCAUAUUUUACGCGCACCGUUGUCUCCACGUCUCCAAAAGCACAAACAUGAUUAUCUAGGAGGUGCCGGUAUCAUGUCAAAAUAUAUUAAGCUUCACCUCUGACGGACAUACUGGGAGACUUUGAUUUGGCUGCGGCUAUCAGAGCAUGAAUUCGCUCUGAUCCAAUAAUCUCGCUGGUGAAGAGAAGAGCGUCAACCGCGUGACUGAGCUCCGCGCGUUCACGUGGAACCUAUAAACAGUCGUGGCGCGCAGAGCCGGUGAGUAGUCGUGGAGAGGGGAGAAGAGGAUCCUCGUGGCGGAGGAUAGCGUCCACAGCGCUGUGUGAGAUAACCUGACAGAGAUACAACAUCAGUGCUCAGAAUGUAUUCAUCACAAACUUUCUUUUUCUGUCUUUUGUGACACACAACUGUCCAAAGGUGAUAUGUGGGCAAGAGAGUCCGGCCAUGCAGCUGAAUGAGACUGGAGUUCAAACACUGGCUCCAGAGCCAUGUGAGCAGCAAUUACCACAGGAGGAAAAUGCUGGAAACUGUAGCGGAGGUUCCACCAGCAACCUGUCGCUGCACUGCUGGCUGCAGCUCCUCACCAAGGAAUCCAUCAUGGAAUAUCAAGGAGACAGCUCAAGCCUGGUGGUGCGUGUGAUGAUAGCAUGUGUCUACUCUAUAGUCUGUGCACUUGGGCUGGUAGGGAACUCGCUGGCUCUGUAUCUGCUGCACUCACGUUACAGGCAGAAGCAAUCAUCCAUCAACUGCUUUGUGAUGGGACUGGCUAUCACAGACCUCCAGUUUGUCCUGACUUUACCUUUCUGGGCCGUGGACACAGCCCUGGACUUCCGCUGGCCGUUUGGCCGUGUGAUGUGCAAAAUCAUCAGCUCUGUCACCACGAUGAACAUGUACGCCAGUGUGUUCUUCCUCACAGCUAUGAGCGUGGCGCGUUAUUACUCUAUCUCCUCUGCGCUGAAGAUGCACAGCCGGCGGGCGGCAGCCGCCAGGGCCAAGUGGACGAGCCUGGGCAUCUGGGCUGUCUCUCUGCUGGCCACUUUGCCGCAUGCCAUCUACUCCACCAGUGUCCAGGUGUCAGAUGAGGAGCUUUGCUUGGUGCGCUUCCCAGACUCAGGCAGCUGGGAUCCACAGCUUCUUUUGGGUCUAUACCAGCUGCAAAAGGUCCUGCUGGGUUUCCUUAUUCCUCUGAUCAUAAUCACUGUCUGCUACCUGCUGCUACUGCGCUUCCUCCUCAGCCGGCGCAUCACAGGUGCAGCGGGUCCAGAGGUUGAGCAGGGCCGGCAAAGUCGCCGCUCCAAAGUGACCAAAUCCAUUGUCAUCGUGGUUCUGUCCUUCUUUCUGUGCUGGCUUCCCAAUCAGGGGCUCACACUGUGGGGAGUACUCAUAAAGUUUGACCUUGUGCCCUUCAGCAAGGCUUUCUACAAUGCACAGGCCUAUGCCUUCCCCCUGACUGUGUGUUUGGCACACACCAACAGCUGCCUCAACCCCGUGCUCUACUGCCUGAUUCGCCAGGAGUUUCGGGCAGGUCUCAAGGAGCUUCUCCUCCAUGCCACGCCAUCCUUCAGGAGCCUGACUCACAUGCUGCGUCGCAAGGGUAAAGUGGCUGAGGCACCGCCUGUUCUGGUUCUGGUGCAAAUGGACGUCUGAUAUGGAUGACUGGCUUACUGUACUUAAGACAAUAAUUGAAAGCUUCCUAUAGUACUAGAUUUGCAGUUGUUCAUGAUAGUGCAUCUCAACCCUGUCAACACAGAAAAUCAAUUAUCUUUUUGGCUUUUGAAAACAUCACAAUCAUAGUGGACUACACAGUGGGAUGUGCCCCACUUUCACUGCUGGCUUACGAUUUACUCUGCUGCAAAUUUUAUACAGUGACUCUAUUUCUCUCUCUUGCCAUAUAGUAUGUCUCUCUCUUUCUCUCUCUCUCUCUCUGCCAGACAAUACGUGUGCUGCUCUCUGGUAAGCUUAGUUAAAUCUAAUAGUAAACCUCAAUUAACAUUUGCCACAGCAUCGGCAUCAUGAGUGGGAUUAAGCAUUCUUUACUCUCAGUGCAUGAGUACCUUUCUGAUAAAACUCUCGAGGGAUUUGCUUGGAUGAAACUAGACUAAGUCAUGACCGAGAUGCUUUAAAAAAGGUUUGAGAAGGUUUCCCAGUGCGCUGGCCAGUAUGUUUUUUGUUCUAAUGUGCAUUUGUGUACAUUCUAUACAGUAAAAGCAAACUGAAAAACAAUCUACCUAAACCAAUAAUUAAAAAGUAGACUAAUAGUGAAUAAUAGUAUUUUCUAAAGACAAUGAAAGAGUAAGAUUUUUGAAGAGCCUAAUGGUAUGUACUUUUUGAAAGCUGAGAAAAUGGCAAGGUCAAGCAGUGUACAACAUCUAUUCAGUGUAUUUAGGAGAAAUAAAUGGCAUAAUCAUUGUUUGCUGAAUUGUCUUGGGGAAAAGAUUCAUGCCUGAAAUCAUUAAAAAAAGGUACAAGUACUUCAACACAUUUCAUGUCCUUUUCCAAGGUAAGACAAUCUGACAUGAUACAUCAAAGGGUUCAGUAUAAUGAGUGUGUAGUUUGUGAGAUGAAUGCUGUUCCUGAGGAAACCUAUAAGGAUCAAGAGUGGAAGUGAUUCCAGUGAGAUUUUUACUCCUGUGCAACAAACCUUCCAUUGCGCAUAAACUGUAUUAUGCAUCAGCCUUUCUCUGUUAAAUUACAGUUAUGUAUAUUGAAGAAGAAAAAGUGACGCAAUAAUGUUACCUUCUGUGAAUAUGUUGUCUCUCUGUUUUCUAUCUUGUCUGUGACUAUAAUUAUGAUCUUUUAAAGAAGACGUUGGUUGAUUUGAUGUUUUAAUGGAAAAUUAUAUCGAUUGAGACACUGUAAACUAAACAAACAAAAGAUGAAAUUAAAAGCUUUCAGCUUGAACUUUUUGAAAUAACCGGGCUAGGCCAAGUUAGAAAUCAGAGUAUACAUGGGCAGAUUAAUUAGUUUGAAAAAUAAUGUGGGACUAAUGUUUUUAACAAGCUUGUAACACAGGGGGCAUCAGUUGAUAGACAGACCCACUCCUCUUUGCUUUUAUUAAUGGGAUUUCCUUUUCUCAUUCUGUUUGCACAGCACCUCUUCAACCACUAGCAACAUCAGCACUGCACUGCACAAAUAAUCUAGGAACAAAGGUGCUGACAAAAGUGCUGUUAACAAAAUUGCUGUCAGAUAGAAGGAAUAGCUUUUCUUAAUCCUCGCUGAUGAGCUGGAAUCAAAUGAGAAUUUGCUUUUCAGAUUUGAUCAAAGCUCCUGUGACAUGGAGUGACAAAGCAAACUCAAACACUUAACAUAUACAAUGUGGGGUCUUAUUUAUCUGCUUAGAAAUGUUCUUUCAAAAGUUUUGUGCAACAUUAAGUUUUAUGCUUUACUCCUCUAGAGAGUUCUCUGGUUAGUGACUGGAUGAAUUCUAUGCAUGGUCAUGAAAUAUUAUAUAUGAUUGUUAUUAAAGCCCCCUCCACCCUGUAACUAGAUAAGCGGUUGACGAUGAGUGAGUGUUAUGAAAAGCCAUAGAACUAGUAGUCGAGUUGAAAAGUUACCAGGUCAGCCAGGACAAUUUGGGGAGAGUCAUGUAUAUUGGCACUACCCCAUCGUCUGCCGUCUGCCAAAUCAGUAAGUGUACUCCUAUCAAAGGGUUCUAGCUGGUGGCUAAGGUGUCUAAGGCAGUUGUGCUUGAGAUGCUCAACAGGUUCAACUGCUCCAAAGUAACUGGUUUUAAUAAUAUUCCUGCAAGAUUCUUAAGAGAUGCGACUGAAAUCAUCAAUCCAUGCAUCACCCAUAUUGUAAAUCUAUCUAUUGAGCAAGGUCUUUUCCCCAGUGAUCUUAAACUUGUUAGAGUGAUUCCUCUGUAUACAAGAAAGGAAAUAAUCACGGAAAGUAUAGUCCUGUUUCAGUAUUGUAUAUUGUGAUAAGAUUUUUUAUACAGAUUGAGAACUACCUGUCCUUACACAAUUUACUGUAUGACAUUUUAGUCAUACAUUGAGACAUUUUCGUCAACUAUCUUGAUGGCUGCCACUGAUGUGGUACUGUUUCUGUUGAAUCUGCUAUCACUUCAGUAUUAAAUCAACUGGACAGUAUUUUUUCUCUAUAUAACAGUCAACUGCGCUUAAGCUGUUGCAUGUUGAUAAGGAAGAUGUCCUUGACAAAACUGACAAUGCCUCAUCCUAGGUCUACAGAUUGUGGGAUCCCACAAGGAUGUGAAGUCUGUCACUUCAUGUGAACUCUUUAAAUGCAGAUGACAGUACUGGUUUCCCAUAAAUACUAAAGCAAGGCACACUGAGUACAAAACCUCUUAAUGUCAGCAAGUGGAUGACAGAUAAUAAGUUGUCACUCUAUUUAGGAAAUGCAGAAUCCCAUAAUGUUUGGGUCAAUGAGAAUUUAAAAGUCCCCUGGUUUUAACAUUGUUGUUGGUAACACCGAUAUAUAUAUAUAGAUAGAUAGAUAGAUAGAUAGACAUGCUUCAUAGCCAGAAUUUUUGGACAGAAAAGCGAUGGUAACCCUGGCAGGAGCUUUUGUCCAGUCUUAUUUUGACCAUGCCUGCUGUUUAUGGUACGAUGACCUCUCAAAUAGGGUAAUUAUGAAUCUCUCCAUUAGAACUCACCUUGACCUUUCUCAUUCUGAGAGCCUUGGGUGGCUAAAAGUACAGGAAAGAGUCUCUUAGGUCUAGUUGUGCAUUGUACAUAAGAUUGAGCAUGGUGCUGUCCCUCAAUACCUAAAAAAUAUUUCAUACAGGUGAGGGAUGUUUGCAGCUAUUCAACAAGAGGCAGUUCAACUGAUUUUGUUCCUCCAAAGAUUAGGGGUAACCUGGGUAAGGAAACUCUUCUGUACAUGGCAGUGAAUCUGUUGAAUAAAAUCCCAGGAAAUCUUAAAAUCUUAAGCAGCUUGGGAGGUUUCAAGUUGGUGCUUAAGAAUUGGCUCAGAGGCUACUCACAGUAGGAUAUUGUGUCUGACAAUAGGGUGUCUUUCUUUGUUUAUGAUGUUGUUUAUUUUAAUUAAUAUGUACAGGCCCAGACUUAUAUAAUCUGCUGACAGGGUGGUGAAGUAAUGUUGAUAUAUUGAUGUAUUUAUUUCUGAUGUAAAUUAAUGAACUGAGUGAAGAGUAGGACAUUUUCCAGUGAAAGCACUGAGGUAGAAAUUGAUGUUGUUACAGUAAUACAGUGAAUAACUUGCUGACAGUGUAGGCACAGGUGAUGAUUGUAUUAAAUUGUAUAGUAUUAUUGUGUUGAUGUUUUUUGUGUCAUUCUUGCCAUGUCAGACCUGCCAAUUUGACACCUGCACACACCCCCAUCUUCAAUGGGGCCACUGUAUUGUGUUAUCCUUACUUUCCUUUUAUGUGAGCACUCACUGUCCUGAC